AUGGCUUCUGAGCAGGAAACUGGGUCCGCGACCUCGCCUGUAGCGUCACAGCCGUCUCCUCCACCCGUUACCAGCCUGCCGGGUCGCGAUAGUCAAAAUCGAGCUGGGGACAGGAACGAAAUGAGCCAAUCACCAAAGAGCCCUGCUGAAAACCAAGAUCGGCAGGAUGAGGAUCACGCCCCUCUGCAAGUCGAUGAGGAGGAACUGCCAGGCAAUGACGCAGACUCUACAUAUGGGUCGGAUAGAGAUUCAUCCUACACAGCUUCAGUCACUUCAUCCAUCUACGAUUAUCAGUACGAAAACGGACGGCGCUACCAUGCAUUCAGAGAAGGGCAAUACGUCCUACCCAACGAUGAUCAAGAACAGCAGCGUUUGGAUCUUCAGCAUCACAUAUGGCGGUUGCUUCUCGGCGGCGCCCUCCAUACAGCACCUUUGCCAAAACCGGAUGACCAAAGCGAUUAUCGCAUCUUGGAUUUGGGCUGUGGCACUGGAAUUUGGGCCAUAGAGAUGGCUGAUGAGUAUCCCAACGCCUCAGUAGCUGGCGUCGAUCUUUCCCCCAUCCAGCCUGAUUGGGUCCCUGGCAACUGCGUAUUUCACGUCGACGAUUACGAAGAUGAGUGGACGUAUCGCGAGCAUGAGCGCUUCGACUAUAUCCAUGGUCGUGCUCUCUGCGGCACGUCAGCAGACUGGCCUCUGUUCUACAGCAGAGUGAUGGAAAAUCUCAAGCCAGGUGGUUACGUUGAGAUGCAGGAGUACGACGCUUGGAUAUUCAGCGACGACGACAGUUGUGACCGUGCCCCAUGGACGAUGGAAUGGGUGUCUAAGCUGGAUGAAGCGAGCAAGAUGUUUGGAAAGCAGAUCAACGUGGCGCGAUAUCACAAGCAAUGGAUGAUCGAUGCAGGGUUUGAAGACGUUCAGGAACGAGUCUACCGAAUACCCAUUGGUCCUUGGGCAAAGGACCCGACGCUGAAAGAACUGGGUAAAUUUGAACUCACGCACAUGCAGAUGUCUGUUGAAUCACAUACACCUGCACUAUUCACACGAGUAUGGAACUAUUCCCAGGAUCAAGCCAUGGUAUUGAUGGAGGGUGUAAAAAGAGAAUUCCGAAGUCGAGAUUUGAGGUUGAUCACAACUUAUCGAUUCCUCACAGGGCGGAAACCAGUUUGA
Molecule: messenger RNA, 1167 nt
Organism: Fusarium poae
Lineage: Eukaryota; Fungi; Ascomycota; Sordariomycetes; Hypocreales; Nectriaceae
Exons: 3
Coding region: 1-1167 (388 amino acids)
Molecular function (GO): methyltransferase activity
Source: RefSeq, a predicted model, not a curated record